This is a messenger RNA of Aspergillus fijiensis CBS 313.89, 1336 nucleotides long. RefSeq lists its product as uncharacterized. The transcript is spliced from 5 exons. NCBI's taxonomy places the organism in Eukaryota, Fungi, Ascomycota, Eurotiomycetes, Eurotiales, Aspergillaceae. Gene Ontology annotation, molecular function: phosphatidylinositol-3-phosphate binding. Gene Ontology annotation, cellular component: endosome. Bases 240 to 920 code for a protein of 226 amino acids. The record is from RefSeq and is a predicted model, not a curated record.
UGUAUUCUGUACGCCGAACGGACACAGACCCUCUUCCCCCUCAUUCAAUUCCUCUGCUUGGAACCACGGGAAAGCUUCGAAGACUAUUCUAUUCAGUCUUAGUGGACAUUGAGCUUGCCCUGGGUUAAUCUCCGCUACUGGUCAUUUUCCUCCUUAAGCUUGCAUCGUGAUUGACCUGACCUAUUCUUAGUGACAGUCAGGAUCGUCUCCGCCAAAUCUGCCGAGUGACAUUUAGAUGGAUGGAGCCAGCGAAUGAGGAUACUGGCCUCGUGCCUUCGCCGCACCCAAACUCUCCCUCCCCCGAACCUUCAGCUACCUCCAGCACGGACAACACCACCCUGAACACAAAUACAUCUCCCUCCAAUCUGCCCAUCAACGGCGAUGAUACCCCUUUGCUUCAAGCUCGGGAUGCCUCGAGCAAUGAGCGCCCGAUGUCCGGGAUAGUCCCUCCAUAUUGGACCCAUCACAGAGCUGCUUCCAGAAUCUCCCAACUAUCUCUCGACGCUGGCCCGGCUAUCACCCUCGAGGACCACACGGAAGAUCCGGAAUGUGAGACUAGUCGUGGACUGUGGGCGAAGAGCGUCUCAGUAGAUGAUUAUGUUGUUGUUCAAGGAAAGACGGGGAUUGGAUCGUACGUAGUCUGGAAUUGCAGGGUUCAAACACUUGAUGGUGGCCCUAUAACAGUUCGAUUGAGGUAUUCCGAGUUCGACGACCUACGACAACGCCUCAUAGUAUCAUUUCCGCAUGCCAAAAACGCACUUCCUCCCUUACCUCCUAAGAGUGUAAUCUUCAAGUUUCGUCCUAAAUUUCUUGAAUCGCGUCGCGCUGGUUUGGAAUAUUUUCUGAACUGCGUUCUACUGAACCCUGAAUUUUCCAGCUCUCCGAUUGUCAAGGAUUUCCUUUUUGGACGGACGUGCUAAGGGGAUCCUGCUCUUUGCCCUUAACAUAAACAACCGCCAUUCUACUACAAUCACGACGUCAACGAAUAUGAAUAUACCUAUUCACCCCUGGUUUCAUGUCCUCGAGAAAGGAGGCAGAUAUUCUCUUACAUAUAUAUAUAUAUUGCAUCCAACACCAUGUGCUGACCCAAACAAACCUCUGGGAAGAUUUUAGCGACCAUCGCAAUUAGUCAUGUUUUGCCUUAUUUGGACAUAGUUAAUAUCACAGACUCCGUUGGGGAUGCACUGUGAUAGGUAUUUGGCAAUGGCUUGUAUCGCUUCGAUACAGUCAGUGUUGACCCAUCACUUUGCAGAAAAGUUUCUACGGGACUAGGGGCUCAUGUGAUGCGUCCCCGACAUUCGGGGUGGCCAUCCGAGUAUUGUGUCAACGAUACGCU